ACGCAAUUUCAUAAAUAAUGUUCAUUGUAAUAUGAUAAAUAUACGUCAAAUUUGAGUUUAGACCUAUUAAAUUACUAAAUAACAGAUUAAUGAAUAUAAUCACAAGUUUAAUUUAAAAUAUUAAUUACAAGAAAGUUAUUGCACCAAAUUUAAAUUAAUAGUUAUAAUAUCACAGUCUUCUAUUGUAUAAUAUUGUAUAAUAUUACAUUCACUUAUGUGCGACAACGAUGUUAUAACUCUAAAUGAGACUUUUAAAAUUACAUACAAACGAGUCACAUUAUCUUCUCUUUUGAUUAUAACAUUUCUCAAUUCUUUGCUUGAUAUGUAGAAUUUCAUUAAAAUGCUAUACCAUUAUUCACCACUCGAAGAAUACGCGGACAUAAUAGAACUAUAGAAGGUACAAAAAAACAAAUUCAUCAAACUUAUGAUGUACUGCAAUAAAAUAUUUUUCAUCUCUUGUAUUUUAGACCAGAUAUACUAUACGGUUUUCAUGAAGUUAUAUGCUUGCAAAGUUUUUAUCUGGGAUACCAACAGCAGUAAUCAAUUGGAGAUAGCGUUUUUAAUAUUUAAUGGCGCGUUCAACAUACAGGUCGAGUUUCCGAAAGAGGGUGAAUAUUGCUUCACAUUAUAAUAGGAAGAGUGAGAUAACUGGCCACAGUAAUAGUUUUGAACAUGCACAUUAUAGAACCUUCAGGUUACAAAGAUUUCGUGUGGGCCGUUGAAAUACAUCGCUUAGGCUUUGAAAUAAUGGGUUUAUGGCCCAAAAAUGACAAAUUUGAUACAAGUAAUUUAUGGUUAAAACUUCGCGUAGGCAUUUUUUUAAGUUUAAUAGUAUUUGUUAUUAUUAUUCCAAUGAUACUUACGGUUAUACAAGUGUGGGGCAACUUGGUACUGGUAGUAAAUAAUUUACGUAUUGCAUUAUCUAUAACAAUAUCAAUAAUAAAAUACAUUAUUAUGCUGUGGAAACGAACAGUUCUUCUGUCGAUUAUAAAUGUAAUGGCGGAAGAUUGGAUGACAUUCAAAUCGAAUACAGAGAGAACCGUAAUGAUAAAACAAGCACAAACUGCUCGAGUAAUCAUGGUCAUUGGAUACUUUAUCAUGCUAAUAGCAAUACUUGGAGUAGUAGUUCCAGCUUUUUUUGGCAUGCAAAUGGUGUCAACAACAAAUCGUACGGAUCAGCACAAAACGUUACUGUUCGUGACAUACGACAUAUAUGAUACAGACAAGAGUCCGCAGUAUGAAUUGACGUUCUGUAUUCAUACUAUAUCAAUCGUGAUUGGAGCUCUUGCAUUUAUGUCGGUAGAUUGUUUUUUAUUGCUAUUAGUUCUUCACAUUUGUGGCCAGUUAAAAAACUUUAGACGUCGAUUAGUUAAUGUGACGUCAUGUAAGAACUACAACGAAAUUUUAAAUAAUAUUGUAACAUCUCACUUACGUAUGAUCAGAUUUGCCGAUAAUAUCGAAAAUACAUACACUUUGAUAAUGUUAAUUGUGGUACUUCACUUCGUUAUAGUAUUUUGCCUAAGCGGGUUCUGUUUAAUAUUAGAAUUGGAUGAAGGCACUACGGCAAAAAUUUGUUUUUCGAUUAUUAUGCUUAUAAUCUUAUUAAUGAAUACUUUUUUGUACUGUGGUGCAGGAGAACUUUUAACGGAACAAUGUAAUGCAGUAUAUCGUGCAAUGUGCAAUCUUGAAUGGUACAAAUUGGAAUCAAGAAAAGCGAGAAAUCUUAUUUUAUUAAUGAUUCGAGCGCGCCAUCCUGUUUGCAUUACUGCAGGAAAGAUUAUUCCAUUAACAAUGGCUACUUUUUCCAGCGUAUUAAAAACAUCAUGUGGAUAUAUAACAUUUUUAUUAGCGAAACGUGGUUAAAGAUUAAGACAAUAUAUUAAUAUUUACGUAUCACAACGAAAUAAAUGUAUAUUCAACUAAAUAAUUACUAAUUACAAAUAGAUGAUAGUAUAUUGUAUUGACAAUUAUUGCAAUAGAAAUUUGUUUUGCUUAUUAUUACAUUUGCUAUUUAUUAUAAACUAUAUUAUGUAAUUUAUAAUGUAACGACAUUUUUAUUGUCUCUAAUAGAACUGCUUUGAUAGAAUUUGAUGUGUUUGUGUUUACGUGUCAAGCAGACGACGAAACUGAGGCUUAAAGAGAUCCUGAAAUCUUUCUUCUUUUACCGAUUAAACAAAUCAAUUUUGUGACAACUUCUCAAUUUCACUAAAAUUGCUAUAACAUUAUUCACGACUCCGAAGACUACGCGGAUAAAAUAGAUCUAUAGCAGAAAAAGCGAGAUACUGUUCAUAACAGUUUUAAACAUGGAUAUUAUAGAACCUUCAGGUUACAAAGAGGCUAUACACCAGAAAAUCGUGGAUUAGGAGGAAAUCGUCUGUAUAGCUUAAGUUCCUGGGCUCCACAUACAGGGAUCAACUGGAUGGUUCUCAACUGUGUGGAUAAAGCCACUUGGCAGUGGCUUCGUCCAAUUGGUGGCAUAUUAAAAAAACAAAACAUUAUAAUUAAUGGAAAAAAUAAAAGAUAAAUAUAAAAAUAAAAGUUUAAUAACAAUUAAAAUUAAAUUUUUCUUUUUUCUUUUUUCAUAAUUUUUGUAUAAUUUUCAGCUUUCAAAUUCUUGUUUGCAAUUGAAAAUCGAUCCAGUCCAAUCGUGAUAUGUCGGAAACGCCGUAGUCUAAAUGAUAAUCUCGAGGACCGUGAAUAGAUAUCGUUUUCGGAACAUGAUCUAUGAGUUCCGAAAACAACAUCUUGCAAGAGGUAACUAAGAAUGUCACAACACAAGUAAGAAACGAAAGCGAAUGAAAAUUGUCAGAAACGUUUAUCACGAUUUUUGUAAGCAAAUGUCGCAUUUUUACAUUUGAAUUUAAGUUCUUGUACUGAGAAAGACUGUUGAUUAAAAGUUGAAACGUUUACAUUUA
Molecule: messenger RNA, 2915 nt
Organism: Solenopsis invicta (red fire ant)
Lineage: Eukaryota; Metazoa; Arthropoda; Insecta; Hymenoptera; Formicidae
Product: odorant receptor 43a
Exons: 10
Coding region: 673-1863 (396 amino acids)
Biological process (GO): detection of chemical stimulus involved in sensory perception of smell; sensory perception of smell
Cellular component (GO): plasma membrane
Molecular function (GO): odorant binding; olfactory receptor activity
Source: RefSeq, a predicted model, not a curated record